Messenger RNA from Triplophysa dalaica, 1743 nucleotides. RefSeq names its product kinetochore-associated protein 1-like. The transcript has 11 exons. Gene Ontology annotation, molecular function: small GTPase binding. Gene Ontology annotation, cellular component: RZZ complex; kinetochore microtubule; cytoplasm. The record is from RefSeq and is a predicted model, not a curated record. NCBI's taxonomy places the organism in Eukaryota, Metazoa, Chordata, Actinopteri, Cypriniformes, Nemacheilidae. The coding region runs from base 1 to 1137 and encodes 378 amino acids. Gene Ontology annotation, biological process: protein localization to kinetochore involved in kinetochore assembly; mitotic sister chromatid segregation; mitotic spindle assembly checkpoint signaling.
AUGGAUGAAGCCUUGGCCUGGAAGAGAGGUCAUCGGGUGGUCCUCAACCUUCACUGGGUGUUUCGACCCUUAACCACUACACCCUCCAGUUGGCGGGUCUGCAGUGACUGGCCAGGUCACUGCCCCUCUCCUCCAGGCUUCCAGCUUGUUUCCUCUCUCUUGUGCCAGAGCCAACAGGAGGCUCUCUCUGACGCUUCUCCCAACCUACGAACGGCUGCUUUCCUCAAAUAUUAUUUGAAGUGCUUCGUGUAUCUUGCUCAGUUGGAGGCGCUCAACAUUCCUUAUACCCUGGAGAUGUUCAUGAGCAGCCCAAAGGAGGGCAUGAUCAAGGGUUUGUGGAAGAAUCACAGCAACGAACCUCAGGCUGUGCGUCUUGUGGCAGAUCUUUGUUUGGAGUAUCAGGUUUAUGAUCUUCAGCUGUGGAACAGUGUCCUGCAAAAGCUUCUGUCAUUCAAUAUGACGGUCUACUUGCAGAAGGUUCUUGAAGCUCUCAUGGCAGUGCCCAGUCUUCUAGAGGGGCAAGGUCUGUCCAGAACCUGGCGUAAUGUCAUUCAAGCCCCUUUUCUGACAGCCUCUCUUCCUCUCAGCCCUCAACAGCAAGACAUCAUGUAUAAGACAUUUGUCCUCUUAUUAAAAUGCCCGUUUUUGUUGACGCUGGAUCUGGUUGCCAUUGCAAAGCGGUUUUCUCAGUUUAAUCUGCAGGCCUUCUCUUUGGGCGCCCUUCUACUCAUACCUUGUGUCAGUAAAAAGAACCCACACAUUCAGAGCUUUCUGUCGUCCUGUAACCCAAUCCUCACUCUGGAUCAAGUAGAAGAAACCAUGGCCACCGGAGAACUCGCCGGCGUUCCUUCACAGAUCAGAGACACCGUCUUUAUGUUUCUUUGUGGAAAUGGUCGUGCUCAGACUUUAAUAAAGAGCAAACACUUCACUCACCUGAAGAGGCACCUGAUCACAAACACUAACAGUGAUAUAGUGGAGGAUCUUCUGAACCGCCUCGUGCAGCAAAACAGUGAAGAGGAGGCUGUGUCUUUUGCUCAGGAGUAUUUGACAUACAGAGAGCUGAAGGGAGGAGAAGCUUCUGAUGCUGUCAGGGAGUUUUUGGAGAAAACAAUGGAAUCCAGAGGAACAAAGAUCUAAACAAAAUACUAAAGAGACUGUAAUGAAGAAGCUUUCAUUCUGUACAGAACUGCACUUAUGUUUGUUUUACACUUUCUACUCCUUAACUAGACCUUAAUGCUAAAAAUGUGUUUGUUUGUUACCGUAUUUUAUCAUAUGUAAUAAACAAAUCUUUGUUUGUAUUAUAACAUGUUGUUAUUUUGGAUCAGUCCCACAAACACAACAAAUGUUUUACAAAUGCUUGUUUAACAAACCUUUAAAGAUAAUCAAAUCUUCUCAUGUGUAAAGUGUUUGUUUGUAUAUGUUGCCAAAACUGAAUUAUCUGUGAAAUAUUAGCUCAGAUGACAAACACAUUUACAGUAUAGUAGAGUUAAUGCUAAAAACUAGUUUGAUCUGUUCUUUCUGAUUUAACACAGGAUUGUGUUGCAUAUUUAUUGCAUUCAUAAAACGAAACACACAGAAUAAAAACAUAAAUAGUAUUUAUUAAAAACAUAAAUGUAUAAACAAAUAUUAUAAGGAAAUAACUUUUACAUAAACAGAUACACAUAGAGCUUUUCUUUCUUUUGCACAUGAAUAUUUUCUGUUGCAUAUUUUUUUGCACAUAAUUCAUAUUUUGCACAUAAUUCA